Molecule: messenger RNA, 7915 nt
Organism: Gallus gallus (chicken)
Lineage: Eukaryota; Metazoa; Chordata; Aves; Galliformes; Phasianidae
Gene: HTR6
Product: 5-hydroxytryptamine receptor 6
Exons: 4
Coding region: 716-2017 (433 amino acids)
Biological process (GO): chemical synaptic transmission; G protein-coupled receptor signaling pathway, coupled to cyclic nucleotide second messenger
Cellular component (GO): membrane; dendrite
Molecular function (GO): neurotransmitter receptor activity; G protein-coupled serotonin receptor activity
Source: RefSeq, a predicted model, not a curated record
AUCCUGCGCUGUGCAUCGCAGAGCAGCAGGUAAAAGUCUGGCUGCCUCCUGCACGCACACGCGCUCACACGCAUCCCUGCACGCCAGACGCACCUCUGCUGGGGGGCAGGCACCCCCGGGCGACUUCCCGUGCUCCUGCAUCUUCCUCCCCGCGGCUGAGCGUGGCUGGGAGCAUCCCCGUGCCCACCCCGGGGCUGCUCUGCCUCUCCUCGCCAUCUCCGGCUGCAGAGCUCGGGCACGGAGGAGGUCGGUGGGGUAGAGCCCUGCAGGUGGGCAAAGGCAGCGGAGAGGUGAGAGCUGAGCAUCCCCAGCGCUGCGUGGUCCGUCUGACUCCCUGGUGCAGAGCAUUCAGAGCAUCACAGAGUCCGGCGUGCCCUCCCGUCUACAGCUCCCCCGGUGCCCUCGGCAAUCCUCGGCGUCCAGCAGCGCUGUGCGGGUACAUCCCGGCACGGAGGGGAUUUGCAGGGACGAGCAGAUUCCUGGCUGUGAGUAACAGGGAGGAGAACCUUGCUACUGCUCAUCGGCUCCUGGAAAUGUCACUCUGCCCUGAUUGCCAGUGAAGAGAGAGAGUGGGGGAAGAGAGGGAGAGGAGAACAGAAAGGAGGACAGCCGGAGAGAUGGCACUCCUUCCUCUGGAGCUGGCUCUGGCGAUGAUCACCUAGCACAGGUGGAGAAGGUCCCCAGCUGCAGAGCCAGCCCCACUGCCCCACUCCUCAUGGAGGGCAAUUUGGGGUCCCCCAAUGCCAGCGUGCUGGGGGAGCGCUCGCUGCUGGUGGGGAGCAGCUGGGUGGCCGCCUUCCUCUGCUUCAUCAUCCUGCUGACCACAGCCGGGAACUUCCUCCUCAUCCUCCUCAUCGUCACCCAGCGCUCUCUCCGCAACACCUCCAACUAUUUCCUGGUGUCCCUCUUCAUGUCCGACCUGAUGGUGGGGCUGGUGGUCAUGCCCCCGGCCAUGCUCAACCAGCUCUACGGCCACUGGGUGCUGCGGGGAGAUUUCUGCUCCCUCUGGUACGCCUUCGACGUCAUGUGCUGCAGUGCCUCCAUCCUCAACCUCUGCGUCAUCAGCUUGGACCGCUACCUGCUCAUCAUCUCCCCUCUGAAAUACAAGCUGCGCAUGACAUCCUGCAGGGCCCUCUGGCUCAUCCUGGCCACCUGGACCUUGGCUGCGCUGGCCUCCUUCCUGCCCAUCAAGCUGGGCUGGCACAAGCUGGAAUUUGAGGUUUGGUCCCCAAAUGUCACCUCCCGGGGGGACGAGGAGCAGUGCCGGCUAGUGGUCAGCUUGCCCUACGCCCUGGUGGCCUCCUGCCUGACUUUCUUCCUCCCGUCUGCUGCCAUCUCCUUCACCUACUGCCGCAUCCUCCUGGCAGCUCGCAAACAAGCCGUGCAGGUGGCUUCCCUCGCCUCCAACGUGGCCACUGCCACCACCGAUGAGAGCGUGGAGCAGGUUCCCCAUGCCCCAAGUCAGCCUGCAGCUGGCAGCGAGAGCAGGAGGUUCGCCAACAAGCACAGCAAGAAGGCACUGAAGGCCAGCCUGACACUGGGCAUCCUGCUGGGCAUGUUCUUCGUGGCCUGGCUCCCCUUCUUUGUCACCAAUGUGACACAGGCAGUGUGUGACUGUGUCCCGGCUGGCUUCUUUGACGUGCUCACCUGGCUGGGAUAUUGCAACAGCACCAUGAACCCCAUCAUCUACCCACUCUUCAUGAGGGACUUCAAGAGAGCCAUGGGCAAAUACCUGCCCUGCUGCCGGCGCACUGGGGAGCCCCGGCCCAGUGCCAUCUCCCUCUCCAUGAAGAACUCCAACAGCGGGCCCCGUGCAGCCACAUCCCUCAAGAAUGUCCUCACCUUGCAAGCUGAGACUGACUCCGUUGUGUCUGAGGUGGUGGCAAACGAACACAGACUGCUGCCAGCUGCUGAAGGUGCCCUGCCAGCCCCCAGUGCUCACUUAGUCGGCCUUUUUGAGAUGGAAACCUCAGAGCUGGAGCUGCAGCGCCGGCAGCUCGGCACACCUGUGGCCUGAGUGCCAGCCUGGGUAUGUCUCCCAGCACUUCAGCCCAGGGGAGGUGCUCAGCUCGUACAGCCCAGCAGGUCGCCCCUAACUCACAUCAAGGGGAGAGAAACGGUGGGAAGCACAUCCCAUGACUCAUGGACAAGGCUUGGGGCUGCUCCAGUCCACAGCACAUCAUGUUUCCUGGGGGUUUAAUUUCUUCGCCUUAUCUGGGCUGUAUCUAUCAGCUUCCUGUGAAAGCGGUGACUUGCAGCACGCUGAAACCAUCCUAUUUAAUCAUGAGCAGUCUGCGCUAUGGGGGAUUAAAUUUGAUGCAAAAUGUUCAACUCUGCUUUUUGGAUAUUCCACACGGGCGUGGGUGUUCAGCUUGUUUGUGGCUCCACGGGUAUCCUGACAGUAGUAAGGAACAAAAUAAGCUUCCCUUUAGCUUUCAUCCUACAGCUUCCUAUUUCUGGCAUACAGCCAUCACACUUUGCUCUGACAAUCCAUCAGUUUGAAGAUGAUGCUGUUAGAAAAAAAUUUUUUUCUUCCAAUGCAGUCAGCGGGCACUUAAUAAACACCAGCAAAUUCUUUCAGCUAAUUCUUCCUCAAGUGCCUUUCAGAUCAGAGAUGAGUUGGUAGGCUGUUGCUGUGCACUUCUUGGACUGGUACCCCACCAGGAGGUUUUGGCUGCCCUCCUGAAGCCCACACUUACACAAGUGAACCCUAAGUGUCCCUCCAACACGGGAGGCUGGGAGAAGAAAACUGCAUGCCAGGCAAAGUCUCCUUCAUUUUCUUCCUGUGUUGCUGUGCUGCAUGUUCGACUGCAUGAGAAAUAAUCCGGAGCGGAGCCUGGUGCUAAAGAAGGAAACAAGCACAGCGUUGGACAAGGUGGAGAGGAAUAAGAAUGCAACAGACUGUCUGGGAAGGGCUGCUGGUUCUCUUGGUUUGCUGUGUUCUGAAACCCCUGUGGCCAUUACAAUCAACCUGAGCUAGUCAGUGCUUGGGGUAGAAGUGGCACUGAGUGACAUGACAUAAAGCGGUCAUAGGCAUGUGCUGAGGGCUGAUCUAGAUGAUCUUUGUGGUUGGAAUCUUACUGAACCAUCACCAGCAGAACAGCAAGCAAAAUUCCUUGCUAUUUCCAAGCAAUGAAGGCACCCUAGUGGGAAAAUUCAGCAAUUCCAAUUCUCAAAAGCCUGAUUCCAUGUGCUGUCCAAAGAGCUGAAUGCUUCUGCUGGGUGUGCUGGGAACUUCUACAUUGCAACGGACAAUAAAAUCUUUAAAGAGAAAUAAACAAUUGCUUGAUUCUUUGUCAGAACAAAGUGCAGGAGGAACAUCAAAACAAAAGGAAUGGAAAAGUGCUCUUGUAACCAAAGCAAACAAAUUUAUGCUUGUUAUAAGGAAAUGAAAACAGUGGGUUAUGUUUACCACUGUGCUAAGGUGACUUCUCCCCUCUUGUAACUGAUGUUGCUUUGACUCAUUGGAAGACACAACCCAAAUAUUUAUACCACCAAUUUGGUAUAAUUGGAUUAUAGACUGUAACAGUAUUCAUGUGGAUCUAUCAGUCAGCUGGAAGGAGCCAUCACUUCAGAAAGCAAUGGAAAGAUUUCCAAUUUAACAUCAAGAGUUUCCUCGUUUCGGCAUCAUCAGUGAACGAUUUACAGGAUUUCCUUCUGACAAAUGCAGUUUUAAGGGAAGAAAUUCAAAUGACUCUAUUUCUUCUUCCCAAAAAUCCUCAGUCAUGCAUACUGCCUCAAAACCCAUGCAGCCUUCUGCUUCCAUAUGGUGGCAAGGACUGACUGAUGGCAGGGCUCCCAAGCUAUGCCGGCUAUCAAUCAAAAUGCAGGCACCUUUGCCAAGCUGGCAGACUUGGAGUUUCUCCCACUUGUCAGAGUGCUGGGUGUACCCUUCUUGACAGAGGACAGGUUUUGCCAAAAUUUCCUGUUUUCCCCAGUGUUUUCUGGAAGCUUGUGGCAAAGACCUAGCAACCUCACACUGCUCAGCCAGAGGAAUGGUGCUGGAGUUGGAGUGCAUGCAAAAGCCAGUGGAAGAGUGGAUUCCCAUCAUGAUGACCAUCAGAACAUCAAGCAAACCUUGAGAGAGGCUGUGACUGGGUUGAGUUACCGCAGAAACAAAAUUCUCCAGUAUUCAUUCUUUGGAAAAAUUGUUCUCCUGAAGUGAGGACAGUGAACAUGACCAGUAAUUCAGAAGCUGGAAUUUAAAUGGAUUAAUAAAAAAUGUAGAUUUGACAUCUGCAACACGUUAUAUUUGUGGAAAACUUUGUGGAGCUGAAGUUAUUUUGAAAAGACUCUCAAUGUCUCUUGCAUUAUUCCUCUUUAAUGUUUCUAUUCCUGCUCUGAAUAACUGAUGGAAUAAGGAUUAGAGCAUGAUUCAGCCAGAGGUAAUAGGCUCCUAAGCCAUCCCUUUGCACAAUUGCAAUUCUUGUGAAUUGAAUAAUUCACCGACUCGACUGGUAAAAGUUCUGCUUUAAUUUCAGUGACACUUCUUGAGCAAGACAGUAAUUUUUACAUGCAAUCAUCUUUCAGCCACAACUCACUGAUCAAAUCAUUCUCACCGCUGUAACUGUGUGCUCAAGCCAGUUUCACACCAAGGCAGUAACUUUUACCCAUGGCUUUUUCCACCAAACUUUUGAUACGUUUUGUGGGAACACAUCGAUGUUAGCAGUUCUGAGUAAGCACUGUUUUUCUGUUUGGAGUUGUGCACUGCUGAGAAAUUCACAUAGCUUUCCUCUCAACCCACCUCUGCCAUCUCCAAGAACACUGUGUGAUGGGGAGCUUUAUCUAUGUGGUGUGUGAACACUCUGAGUCUUUCCAGCCAUACCACUAUCAGUAAACAUGCCACUUACUCUUACAGUGGCUGUAAUCAAAUACUUAUCUGUCUGUGCUAAGUCAAGUAGAAGGUAUUUAAAUUAGACGGUAUAAGGAAAAUCUUAAAGGCCUGGAAUACACCACGCAUAUAAUUAUAGCUGGGAAAUGGUUUGAACAUAAUCUCUUAGACCACAGAGGAAAAGAGAUGCCCCAAAAUAAAGGCUGGAUUAAUGUACUGAAGUGUCUGGAAGACCCAGAAAUCUGACAUCAUAAACUAUAGCAGUCCACCAGCAAUCCAACACUGAUCAAGUCAGGAUGAUGGAGAAGUUUUAGAAGAGCUGUUUCUGCAAAUGAGGACUCAGAGAUGAGAUUAACUCUCUAUAUCCAGAUGGUAAAACAGUGUCUGCCUGCAGCAGGGGAAGAGUCCUCCUCUGUGACUCUGACAAAGACCCAUCACCCUUAUUCUCUCCUUCUUCCUUCAGGAAUACAUAAGAUAUGGCAGCCAAACAUUACCAAAACAGACCAGAUUUUCAGCUCCAUGGAAUGAGAGUCGUUUUUACCAGCUGAGCCCUGGGUUGCAGAGCACGCUUCAGCAUUCUCUGAAGGGCAUCCGCAGCUCAUCCUCUUCCCUACUUACCUGCCUGUAACAGAGAUAACAUCUCUUACCAAAUCUCGGACCGGGAAAUCAAAUCAUGACUUAUGCUCAGUGGUACUAGAAAUAAGCAUGGACCUGGCUAGUUCCAAUGAGUUGGAAUGACUUCUUGCUGCACCAUUCACUAAACGACUUUUCCUGUAGCUCCUGUCCUGUGCCUCAUCUCAGACUGCUCAAAAAGACUCAUCAUUUAUGAGACUGGUGCUGAUCCCAAGCACUUAUGCUGGGGCAAUGGCUCACAUCUCCCUCUGCUCCCAUUUUAUUGAUGGAAAUGACUGUACGUACUGAAUGGAGGAAAUGAUAUGGUGGCUGCAGAGUGAUAAUAGCUUUCAAGAUAACGCCUGGGUUAUGAGGGCAUAACUCUCCUCCUUACAUCAACACCCACUUCUGCACUGCCAGAAAUCAAACUGCCCUCUCUCUUUUAAUGGGUCAUCAUUCAGUGAGAGCUGUGCUACUUCAGUGUCAUCCUCCCAGUGCAGAUUACAGCCUCUUGUCCUUACUGUUUCCUAUGCCAGACUGAAACUUUGGAUGGGUGGCUUCAAGACAUGGGUUCAACCACCAGCAGGAAGCUAAAUUCUCCUAAAUUCACCUGACUGUGCUUUGUGUAGCCACUCUUCCAGAAUCAAUCAAGAUUAAGCAGUACAUCUGUAAUGGAGCAAGGAGGGACACCACCCUUCAUCUGCCACAAAGGGAAAAUGAACUGCAAGUUAUUAAUGGCUCCAUGUGCACUUUUUUGGAGAAAGCCUUUCAGUUCCUUCCUCUGUUUCAAUACAUUAACAUUAUCGGUGCCCACUGCUUGAAUUCUAAAUACAUAUAUUUAACAUGUAUUUAAUAUAUGAUUUGAUUGUCAGAGCUCCCAAAUGUGUUCAGCAGCAAGAGGCACCACUGAAAACCAGGCCCUGACAAAUUCAGGAUUGCAGGGACACAUGAAGUGGAAGAAAUCAUCUCUGUGAGCUUUUAUAUCUCAGUGCACUUCAAAUAAUAGAGGAACAUACCCCUUACAGCUUAGCAAACAAGUAGACUUGUCUCCAGAAAGACUUGCACACUCCUCUGGGAAGAAAUCAUCAUCAACCUUGGCCACCAAAGAACUGUUCCAGGACCACCAACAACAGCACUUCCCUUCUGCUAGCUGACAAAGGGAUGAGAAGAAAAGAAACACAUCUUUGGGAUGCUGAACAGGUUGAGAAAAAAACUUUGUGAGACUAAAGAGGAGACACUAAGGAAUUCUCUCAGGGGAGACCAGUUCCCCGUAACACCGUGAAGAGGACUGGAUUUGUCUGCCUUCCUGUAUGUGAUGUGAGAGAAUGCUCUCCAGGAGCCACUGUCUGAAGCCAAGUUCUGCACCUCGCUGUUGCUCUUCUCAUCCUCUUCAUUCCUGUUACCAUGGGAGGUGGCACUGCUCAUUUGAAACAAGUGGAACAAGGGUGUAACGGGACAUGGGCAACCUUUUGCAUUUCCAACUCCCCUGUGUUCUUAAUUAAUCCACAUUUUGUAGACACAAUUAGUUCUUUGCUUCAAGUCUUGGGAGUACUAGAAAUUAAAAAAAACAUCAGUUUAAAGUAUUCUGGGGGAAACACUUAAAUCACAGAAGUGCCAAAUCAACUGGAUUUUGCAAAAUUCAGACUUGUCAUCUGCUUCUGGUAUUUCUGUACCUGGCUGGCUGAAGGCCAGACUGUUUGGAGUCUGUUUGCAUUCCCUCCUAAAGGGAACACUAAGCUCCUCUUCUGAGAGUGCUUUUGGAAGAGAGAUCAGUUAUUCCUGUUUUUCAUUUGCUGUCACAAAGACAACUUCCCCUGCGCUCAGUUCCCACAGCAAAGAAUGGGUAGAAAGCUUUUGAGAUGGCUCACAGGGAAGAAGCAAAGGUGUGCCAAGGUGAGAUACAGACUAUUCUAAAAAUGGGCUCUGCUGUUUUGCCUUCUGUCAUGCAGACAUGCUGCAAGAGAACAUGGCUGUGAGCACGUUUUGCUGCUACGUACUGUUACAGCAACUGCUCUAGAGAUAAAAAAAGUACUUAUGUCUGUGAGCUAUACAAAACACAGCUCCAUCCGGCCGUGUGCUUGAGCAAGGAGGGGUUUAAUCUCAGGUGGCGUUUCUAUGUGUUCCCUUUAUAGGAAUUUAUGAGCUCCAGCAUGAUUUGAGCAGUUGCCAUUCAGACACCAUGUCAAUGAAAAGAACAAAAAGGAGAAUUUAGCUGCCAACAUGCUCUCUAGCAGACUUGCAGCCAUGCAUUCCUAUUGCCCCAAGCUUGAGAGUUCAUCCCUGGUUUCUGCUGCAGUAGAACUGCAGAAGAACAGAUGCACCCAUUCCUGACUUGUGAGCUUCUGCAAAAAUGCUCUGCCUGCAUUUUGACUCUGAGCAGUGCUGCAGUAUUCAAAUGUUAAUGCAAAAUGUAAUCUACAAUAUCCCACUUGUAACAAACAGCAAUCAAUCUAAUACAUUACAGCUCAAUUA